GUUUCUUAACAUGUUAGAAUUUUAGCCCGUACGUUUUGCACCAAAAUGAGACAUCUCCCAGCUUCACACGAUAUUUCUUUGCAAAGUUACAGAAUUUACAAGAAAAGCCCUAAAUGUUCAUUGUCAGCUCAGAGCUACAGAAAUAACAAGGAAAAAUUGAUUUAGGGCUUUUCUUGUAAAUUCUGUAACUUUGCAAAGAAAUAUCGUGUAAAGCUGGGAGAUGUCUCAUUUUGAUGCAAAACGUACGGGCUAAAAUUCUAACAUGUUAAGAAACACUAGUAUGAUUUUAGGGGAUUUCUGGGAAACCGGUUUUCCAGAGACCCGGUAUCACGAGGCCCAUCAGCCCAAACGGAUGCCAUAUUCGGAUUCAGCAUAUUUGAUUACCUACUGCCCACUUGCUCAUGGCUGAAAAGCGAUUUGCCACUUGGUGUCCUUUCCUCGUAAGAUAGUAUAGUAAUUAUGCAUUCCACUCCUCGACAUACCAUCUAUAUCCCGGUGUGCAUAAACUUAUAUAGACAUUUUAUUCUUCUAGAGCUUGUCUUGCGAUUAAGGGAUUUUAUUGUAUUUAGGGAAUGGCAAAUGUUAAAAGAACAAUUAAACCUUUCUAUGAAAGGUACAUCGAUAAAUCAAUGAUUGAUGAUUAUUAUACCACUGGUGCUACUUUUAAUGUUAAUCCAAAACCGGAUAAAACCGAGGAAGUGCUUGCAGGUCUAAGAGGUAUACCCAAUGACACAACCAACAGUUCUUCAUCGUGGAAUGGUGGAACUCAUGGAUGGGACAAUGACUUUCCAUCCAUGAAAGCCAUAUUUAUGUCUAAGGGACCAUAUUUUAAACGAGGAUUUGAACUAGAUACUCUCAAUAAUGUUGAUAUAUAUCGUAUGGCUUGUAAAAUAUUAAAUUUAGAGCCAAAUAUUUAUGCUACUGAUGGAUCUUUAAAUAAUGUAACAAAAAUGUUCAGUCGAACAUCAUCGUUCAAUAAUCAGUAUUCAAUUCUUUAUGUAUGUUUAACAUUAUUUCUUUUGUAUCUUCAUCAUUAA
Molecule: messenger RNA, 1037 nt
Organism: Didymodactylos carnosus
Lineage: Eukaryota; Metazoa; Rotifera; Eurotatoria; Philodinida; Philodinidae
Source: the annotation of a GenBank genome assembly